AUGCCGCCGCUGAUCCCGGCCGAAGACCAGAAACCGCCGGCCAGUGUGGGCGGGAAGCCCGGGACCACCACCAUCUCCACCAUUGCCGUCAGGGCCGAGCCUCACACCACCAUCGUCAUCGCAAUGCUCAAUGUAAGCGGCGUUUUGAAGGAACGCACAGUGACGAACCUGAUUCAGUGGCAAAAAACGUACCAUUUUGUGUUCGGGAAGUAUCAAAAAAGUAGCAAAAUACCUCAUUUUUUUGACUAAGAAAACUCUGUUUUGAAGGGCGCUCCAAAAAUAACGGCCCCUUUUUUUGGAAACCGGAGUUUUUUUCACUUGGAGAGGGAGGUAUUUUGCCACAUUUUUGAUACUUCUCGGAAGCAAAAUGGCACAUUUUUUGCCACUGGACCAGGUCCGCCACUGUAUCUUAUUUUUUCAGAGCCAAGGAGACAUCCAUUUGCGGAUCGACGAGAUGAGCCCUCGACUUCUGGAGAUCGGCGAGACCAUGGAGGAGGCCGAGACUUUGUUCGACUCCCACACGGAUUUGGCGGCGAGAUUGGCGGUGAGUUUAUCUUGACCGAUCCAACUGCGACGCCCAGUUUUUCAUAUCAGUCUGUCGGGAAAAUAAUGUGGGUCUGUCGCAGAAAAAUGUUUCGCCUCGUCGAAUAAAGGGCGCACCAAAUUUCCAGCUGCGGCUGGCCGUCGCAAAGCGAUUAUGGGCGAUUCCAGCCAUUAUUCUCGCGACAGAUUGAUAAAACCUUGGCACAAAUAUUUUGAAAAUAUUUUCGGUAGAAAAAUGCGGCCGAAGCGACCGAGAUUUUUACAUCGAAAGUUGACGAAAAUGAGGAACCUUUUUGUGAUUUUUCUCAUAUAAACUUUCAUGCUUAUUUCUACCAUAGAGAAAAUAUAGUAAUAUUUUCACAAAACAAUCAAUUUUUUCCGCAAGAAACUGGCAAAGAUAUGAUCAAAAAGUGUUCUUCUCCCUGACCGCUCUCCCCAUUUCACGUGCUGUCUCGGCCCACAAAGAUUGUUGAAUAUCUCGGCUCUCCCUGCAGAUCGCAAGCUAAAAUUUUGAGGAAUCGAUACAUAGCCUAUCCCCAAAAAGUCUGCAAAAUUUCAAGAAAAUCCGAGCAUCUCACUUGAAGCACUGCCAGCUCAAACAUACUCAUCAAAAAAUUUCUUUCAGACAAAAGAAAGUCAAGUGGAAGAGCUGCUGACCAGAGCCAAUGAAUUGGCUCAUGAACAAGAGGAGGAUUACAACAUUUACGUCUACGAAUCCAUGGCGGACAGCCUGACGUUGGCGUGGAAGGAGCUGAACAAACAGCUGGAGUUGAGAGGCUACAUUUUGGAGGACGUGUUGCGGUUCCAUGAGCUGGCGAAACAGCAUGAAAAGGUGAGAAAUGCGAGAGUCUGUCGCAGAAAUUGUCAAAAAAUAGGGCGCUGCGACACUUUGAGUUUCCCCGAUUUGUCGUUACAAGAGGCUUGCAGAUGGCUGAGUUAAUUGAAAUUAUAGGGAUGAUUAGUUGAAAAGAUCGUCAAGUUUAAACGUAUUUUACAUGUAUUGCUGCAGUAGCCCCUGGUAAAGCUCACUGGGGGAUGUGGUAUAAUCAAACUUUGGGCAGUUCCGGACAGGUUUCGGGUUUUCGAUGGUGCUGAUUUCGAAAAUAGAAUCCAUUUUUUCUGAAUUUUACAGUUUUGCAGUAGUGUUAAUUAGUAAUUUUAAAAAAUUUUUUUGAGUAAUGGAUUUAGGGGUGUCACCACUUAGCUAUGAGUCGUGGUGUAAGAUGGCCCUUAACUUGCCCGCUACUACUAGUAUUCACUACCCUCUGAUAACCCGGAGACACAGACUAGAGGACUCUGGCAAUAAAACUGUGAACUCACGAUGUUGACUCCAGACGAUGUGAGGACCACACGACAACAAUAGACUACAGUAGAAAAUACAACGGUUUACAGGGUCUUACAAAAAACGUGAAGGAAAGUGGAAGGCCAUAACUUCCGGCGGAGGCGGCGCAGAGACUUCGUAUUUGAAAUAUGUAUUUUUAAAAGACAUUAUUUUUUGUCUACGAAAUAACAAGCUUUUAAAGUGCAGACUGAGGUCGCUACGACCUUCUGAAGUAAAGGCAUCUCUACCCCUAAAACCAGGUUUUUCGGUUGAAAAUGAUCGAGAAAUUUCGGACAUUGUCGGUUGAAAAUCACCAGGAAAUGUCGGAUUUUUUGGGGGUUUCUUGAUAUAGUCUUUAAGAAAACGUCGAACAAAUUGCACGUGUUGGCACUUUCCUCCUCUUUUUCAACAUCACCCGUAUCAAAACCCCCCAAAAAAUCCGACAUUUCCUGGUGAUUUUCAACCGAAAAAGUCCGAAAUUUCACGAUCAUUUUCAACCGAAAAACCUGGUUUUCGGGGUAGAGAUGCCUUUACUUCAGAAAGUCGUAGCGACCUCAGUUUGCACUUUAAAAGCGUGUUAUUUCGUAGACAAAAACUUAUGUCUUUUAAAAAUACAUAUUUCAAAUACGAAGUCUCUGCGCCACCUCCGCCGGAAGUUAUAGCCUUCCACUUUCCUUCACGUUUUUUGUAAGACCCUGUAAUUGGCGAUUUCUCUUCCUUUUAUACCAAUUUGUCGGUCAUUCCGUAGGAAUAUGCAAAUUCGCACGCGAAGUCGUGACGGGGGUUUUCGAUGGUGCUGAUUUCGAAAAUUGUAUCCAUUUCUUCUGAAUUUUUGCCUUAAUCUUCAAUUCUCCUGCAGCUGAAACGGAAUGCCAAUAAUUUUUCAUUGCUUGAUCGCCUUUGCUCUACUUUUUGCUUAACUCCCUUUUUCGAAUCAUGCAGAGCAAUCAAUCAUUUUCCAUCAAAAAAAUUGUUUUCGGCAUAAAAAAACUAAAAAAUAUAUCCAUGUUUUUUUGAAAUUUCUAAUCAUUCCCCCCCAUUUUUCAGCUCGUUGCCAAAGUCCAUCACUAUUUGAAGAAGCUCUUCGAAGAUGGGGACGACGAGAAGACGAUAAAUACUGUCAGAAAUACUGUCGAAGGUGGGUAAAGCCAUUUUAUUUUACAUUUAUCGCUGCAGAUAUCAUCCAGACCACCGUGGAAGCGAUCGGCUUGGGCUCGGAGAUCAUAACUCAGAUCCGAGUGCUGGGAGCGCUCGCUGACAACGAUGAGAGGCUCAACGAGAUUGUGGAGAGCUGCUUGAUCAUCGAAAAGGUCAUGUUGAAGUAAGUGGAAAGCGAAAAAAUUAUAUAGUUUUUUUGGUGACAAAAAAAUAAAAAAAAAGAUAUAGUCGUUCCAGAAAAUGUUGCCAUUUUAUACGACGAACGUGUCCGGAAUAUUUUCAUCGUAUUAAACGUCAAAUAAGAAUAAAUUUGCAAUUUUUUACCAGUAAAUUUGUUUUACUUAUAAUGUUAAAAAUUUCGAAGGAAAAACCAUUUUAUACGACGAAACGUGUCCGGAAUGUUUUUGUCGUAUAAAAUGUCACCUAAUCAAAAUCUUGUAUUUAUGCGGGAAUUAAGUCAUGCAUAGGAUACAUAUCAAUUCCUUGUGCUUUGCAAUGCCCGUCGAGAAAUGGAACAAUCUUUGCCGCCGAGAGAGCACGCAAAAUGCGGAGAGCGGUGAGAGAAAAGAAACAGUUUUGACCAUAUCUUUGCUAGUUUCGCGCGGAAAAAACUGAUUUUUUGUUGAAACAUUGCCCUCUACGGUAGAAAUAGGUACGAAACGAACUUUUCAUGGCAAAAUUCGAAAAAUUAGUUUUUAAAAAAAGUCUACGCACUUUAUGAAAACUAGCAGGAAAAUUGAAUCCCAAUUUUCAGAAUGUCCAAUGACUGGGAAUACGUGGAAACCGUUUGGUCCGAGGAAAAACAACGGCUUGAAAUCGACGUAGAACCACAGGAAGGCACGUUGAAAAAGAAAAAGCCGGAAGAAGCCCCGAAAAAGGUGGAUCACGGCAAAUUGGGCGCUCAAUUGAACGGAAUUGAAACUUGGCUCAAUAAUUCGAAGAAAAAAUUGAAAAAAGACCCGAAGUAUAUUCAACAAGUGGUGGCGGAGGGAAAGGUAAGUCGAUUUGAACUUUAAAACUGGAAGAACUUUUUUUUAAUUGUUGAAGAAUAAAAAAAAUGAAUUUUUUUUUUAAUUUUUGUAGUGCAAAAAAAAUUGGCGCACUUUGCAAAAAAAAUUUUUUUUAUUUUUUUUUUUUGUUUUCAUUUUUUUAGUUUUUAUUUAUUUUAUGCACUGUGCAACAGAAAAGAAUGUAGAUUGCACAGUGCAACCCAACAAAACUUUUUUUUCAUUGCACAGAGCAGUUGAGAAUUUUUUUUCGGACCGCACAGUGCAACGAAAUUUCUUCCGGGAAUCUUGCACAGUGCAAUUCAACAAUUUUUUAGAAUAUUGGACUGCACAGUGCAACGAAAUUUUAUCCGGGAAAUCUUGCACAGUGCAAGCCAAAAAUAAACUUUUUUCAUUGCACAGUGCAAGCCAAAAACAAAUUUUUUUUAUUGCACAGUGCAAGCCAAAAAUAAACUUUUUUCAUUGCACAGUGCAACUAGAAAAAAAUUGGGCCGCACUGUGCAAACAAAUCUUUUCCGAGAAUUUUGCACAGUGCGCAGUCGCGAUAAAUUUUUUUGACCGCACAGUGCAAGCCAAAAAUAAAUUUUUUUGACCGUACAGUGCAAUUGAAUUUCACCCAGAAAAUCUGCACAGUGCAAGUAAAAAAAUUGUUCCAAAAUAUUGCACAGUGCAAAAAAAAUUGAUUUCGCGGAGUGCACUAAAAUUUAGAAUAUUCAAAAAAAAAUUUAAUUGUAAUAUACAAGUUAAAAUAUUUCCAGACACAACGAGAGAACUUGCUCCGAAUCGAGGAAAUUGUUCAAAAGAACAUUCCACAGUCUCCAUUGGCGACCAAAGUGGAAUCGCUGAAGGUGUCCAUCAACAAAUUUUUGGAUGAACUUCAAAAUGAAGGAAGGUCCAAAAACCAAGUCGAGAUCUUCUUGCAAAACGCUAAUAUCGUAAGUCCGGAAAAAAUUUUCCUCAAAAAAAAAUUUUUUUAAUUAUUUUAACGGAUUUUUAAAAUACGCCCACUUUUUUUGUACUAAAUUUUUUAUCGAAGACUCCAAUUUUGAUCGUAUAAAAUGCCACUUUAAAAAACAGAGGAAAGCAAUUUAUCGUUUUUUCUCAACCGUUUAGGAUUUGUUUAAAAUUAGUUUCUUAUCCAUAAAUCAAAUUUAAAAAAAAGAAAACUUUCAUCGUAUAAAAUGUCACCCCUAGAAACUUUAUGGAAUUUCAAAAAAAAAUUUGGGGGCUUUCCGAAAUCAAAAUCAAUAUCCAUGGUAAAAUUUGUAAAAUACGUUAAGACAAUUCGUGACAGCAUUUUCAUACAGUGCAUGGACAUUUGUCCCACCUUGAACGGUGCACAAAAACCCAUAUUUUGCACCGUACAUUUCACCUUUUUUUGGUUUUUGCACAGUGCAUUUUGCAUUUUUUUGCACGGUGCGUUCUUUUCGAAAAUUUUGCACUGUGCACUCUGCAAAAGUGGGAAAAAAUGUCCAUGCACUUUAUGAAAAUGCUAUCAAUAAAAAUUUUUCACGACAAAAAAUAUUUCAGGUCCUAAACCAACUGGAUCAAAUGGAAAGAGACCUCAAAGUUGCGUCGGCGGCGUUAGCGGCGGAACUGGCGCCUUUGGCGAAGCAAAAAACGAAAAAAGUCAUCGACGAGGGCUCGCAAAUCCUUCGUCAAGAGGACAACUUAAAAGUCCGAGAAGUCCUUGAGAGCUUGCAUAAUCGCCUGCGGCAAGUGGAGGAGUUGGCGGCGCACCGAGUCAGCGUGAAUCGAAGGCUGUCGGAGAAGUUGAUCGAGCUGAACGAGUGGCUCAAAACGACGGCCGAGCCCUUCCUCGCCGACAACGGCCACGUUGGGGGGAGCGGCCAAAGCGCCGCCGAAUUCCUCAACGCCCACAAACAGUUCGAAACGCAGCUGUUCAACAAGGAGCAGGAGGUGAAUUCGGUGAUUCAACAGUGUUUUGAGCUGAAUGAAGAGGGACAGCAGCAGAUCAAGGAGUUUCGGCAACGAUACGAAGUGCUGAAAGGGAAUUUGGAGAGGCGAAUCGAGAUGGGAACUGUUCUGCAGAAGGUAAAUCUGGGAUUUUUAAAGUAAUUAGAUGAUUUUUCGACAAGAAAAUAUUAUUUUGGAGUCUUCUAAAAGCGUUGGGUGUAAUUUUCGCUGUUUUCCCUAUUUUUUUGCAAAAAAAAAACAUUUCAUCGUAUAAAAUGUCUCCACCUAGGAUUUUGUUGAAACUUGUUAGAAAUGUUGAGUAGGAUCUUGCAAGACCUUCAGGACAAUUUUUUUCUCAUUUAUUUAUCCAAGAACCGAUUUUUCUGCAAAAAAACAUUUUAUCGUAUAAAAUGUCACCGCCUAGGAUUUUGAUGAAAAUUGUCAAAAAUGUUGACUAUGAUAUUCUAAGAUCUUCAAGACAAUUUAUUCUCGUUUAUUUGCCCAAGAGCCGAUUUUUUCUGCAAAAAAACAUUUCAUCGUAUAAAAUGUCACCACCUAGGAUUUUGAUGAAAAUUGUCAGAAAUGUUGAGUAGGAUGUUGUAAGACCUUCGGGACAAUUUUUUCUCAUUUAUUUAUCCAAGAACCAAUUUUUUUGCGAAAAAACGUUUCAUCGUAUAAAAUGUCACUUCUUAUUGAAACAUGAGGAAAAUAAAAAUUCGAGCUUCCUAAGACCUAUCGAAUAUUUCUUGCAUGUUUUUGACCGCAGAACCAAUUUUUUCUGCGAAAAAACGUUUUAUCGUAUAAAAUGUCCCCAUAUAGGAUUUUGAUGCAACUUGUCAGAAUUGUUGAGUGGGAUGUUGUAAGACCUUCAGGACUAUUUUUUCUCAUCUAUUUGUCCAAGAACAGAUUUUUCUGCGAAAAUUUUUUUUUCGUAUAAAAUGUCACUAGAUAGGGUUUUGAUGAAACUUGUCAGAAUUGUUGAGUAGGAUGUUCUACGACCGUCAGAGCUAUUUUUCUCCUUUAUUUAUCCAAGAACCGAUUUUUCUGCGAAAAAACCUCUUAUCGUAUAAAAUGUCGCCACCUAGGAUUUUGAUGAAAAUUGUCAGAAAUGUUGAUUUUUUCAGAUUUUCAAAUUGAAUGGCGAUCUUGACAAGUCACUGCAAACCCUGGCCGACUCGUUGAAUGACUCUGAUCUCUACAAAAACGAGCUGGCUUUCAACGACUUGACCAAUUUGUUGCACAAUGUUCAAGAAUCAUUGGCUCAGGAGAAGCAUCAAGGUAAAAAAAAAAUUUUUUUUGAAAAUAAUAAUUUUUUUCGAAAUUUUUUUUAGUUGAAAAAUUCUCGGCGCUCUCAAAAUCCGCUCAAAACACUGAUUUAAACCUGCGCAGCCAAAAAGUGGAAGAAUCUUUGUCCAUAAUCCUCAACGAGCAUCAAAAGAUCUUCGAAGAGUUACAAGAGGAGCUCAGAAAUUGGCAAUUGAAGCGAGACGCGAGAAAAGCGGCGUCAAAAACGGUGGAAGAAGUGCAGAUUUGGCAAGUGGAAACAACCGAGUUGAUCGGGAAUUUGGAGACCAAGUUCAAGGAAGUGAAAGCGGGAGAUGAAGGCAAGGUGAAGAAGGAGAUUGAGGAAAAGAUUGGGAAAAUCCCGUUGAAAGAGCAGCAGGAGAAAAUUGGACAAGUUCAGCAGCAUGUUGAGCAAAGUCAAGGUGAGAUUUUUAGAAUUUUACGAUUUUUUCUGCGAAAAAUUUUUUUAUCGUAUAAAAUGUCGCCAUCUAGAAUUUUGAUGAAACUUAUCAGAAAUGUUGAGUAGGAUGUUCUACGACCUUCAUGACAAUUUUUUCUCAUUGAUUUGCCCAAGAAACGAUUUUUUUGCGAAAAAACGUUUCAUCGUAUAAAAUGUCACUUCUUUUUGAAACAUGAGGAAACAAAUAUUACAGUCUUUUAAAACUUAUCGGAUAAAUUUUCUAGUAUUUUUUGACCACAGAAUCGAUGUUUUCUGCGAAAAAAGUUUUUGUCGUAUGAGAUGUCACCACCCAGGAUUUUGAUGCAACUUGUCAGAAAUGUUGAGUAGAAUGUUCUAAGACCUUCAGGACAAUUUUUCCUCAUUUAUUUGUCCAAAAACCGAUUUUUCGUCGAAAAAACAGGUUUGCUCGUAUAAAAUGACACCACUUUUGAUUUAUGAGGGAAAUCUCAAUUCAAUAAUCGAGAUUCGAACCUUCGAUGAGAAGUGGGGCAUUUUUUUGAUGUCUUCCCGAGUUUUUCUGCUAAAAAGCUUUUCGUCAUAUAAAAUGUCGCCAAAUAGGACUUUGAUGAAACUUGUCAUAAAUUUUGAGUAGGACGUUUUAAGACAAUUAGAGCAAUUUUACCUUUUAUUUUUGAUCAUAGAACCGAUUUUUUAUCCGAAAAAACGUUUUAUCGUAUAAAAUGUCACCACCCAGGAUUUUAAUGAAACUUGUCAGAAAUGUUGAGUAGGAUGUUCUAAGACCUUCAGGACAAUUUUUUUUUCUUUUAUUAGUCCAAGAACCGAUUUUUCUGCGAAAAAAUUUUCAUCGUAUAAAAUGUCCGAACAAAAUUUAUUUUGCUUUCCACCUUCACUUCUCAGUUGGCACUCCUAAUUUCGCACUGUGCACUCUUUCAGACGCCGAAUUGGGGCAAAAACUCGAUUAUCUGCACAGAGAUCAGCAAUUGCUGAAGCGCCGCCUCUCCGACCUGGAGCAAGAACUGUCACAUCUGACGAGUGAGACUGUCACUGAAGAGCAGACCACUGUAAUCACCAGAUUCCCGACCUCCGAGGUUGUGCAACAUCAACAUCAGAUUCCUCGGGGCCACGCGCCCAACUUGAUCGCGGGCCUGGAGAAUCUGGAGGUGACGGAGGGCCAGCCCGUCGAAUUUUGCGUCAAAAUUGACUCGGAGCCGCCGUCAAAGGUGCAGUGGCUGAAAGAUGGAAGGGUCAUCAAAGUACGAAAUAGCAUAGUAAAAUCUCGGUCUGUCGGGAAAAUAAUGAGCACUCUGUCGCGACGAAAAUUGCAUCGGCGCUGGGGGAAAAUUAGUUGUGUCUCGGUGAAAUCAAAUUGCUUUUACGAUUGUGCUCAUUAUUUUCACGACAGACGGAUAAAGAGUUUUUCGUUGUGGGACCCGGAGAAAGCUUUUUUUUACUUUUCUGGCGACAUACGAUUAGUGAUCAUUAAUCAAAGAAUAUUUAUGAUUUUUUUAAUUGUUUCCUCGCCAUAUGCAGAAUAUUUCAAAAUCGCGUUAUGCAGAAUUUUUGAAAAUCGCGUUAUGCAGAAACAAUUGAAAAUUUUGAAAAGCCGCAUUAAAUCUUCUAUAAAUUAAGAAUUCUCUGAUUUUUUCGAAUUGCGUUAUACAGAAUUUCAGACCGCGUUGUACAGAAUUUCUAAAUCGCAUUAUAGAGAAUUAUCAAAAAAUCGACAAAAAAUUAUUCCAAUCAAAAUUUUAUCAAAAUUUACACAUUUCCAAUCCGCAUUAUCCAGAAUUUUUCACUCGCGUUAUACAGAAAAAUGCAAAAUAAAAUCCAGCAUGUCCCACAGCGAAAACAGCCUCUGUUGGCAAGCACUGAGAGCCCUCGAUUUUUAAGAGCUCGCCGGAUUAUCGCCAGCAUUUCGACGGCGAGGUGGCAACCCUGCGAAUCGACGAAACCUUCCUGGAGGACUCGGCCAAUUACACGUUUGUUGCUGAAAACUUGCACGGCACCGCACAGAGUGUGGCACAGUUGACGGUGAGAUGUAAGUCGGGGGGUUGCGCUUUUAUCACUAGUCGGUUCGCAAAGUCACUGGAGUGAUUUCGGUGACACUGUGCAAAAAAAACUGAAGAAAAUUAUCGGAUAUUUUGCCAAGAUUCAUUAAUGUCAGGUUUUGUCCAUUUUCAUCACCUCUUCUUUUAAUUACAGUAUCUUUUCAGCCCGUUCCAAGAACCCCACCCCCCUGGAAGACAAGCCUCGAUUUGUCCGCCAACUCCAAAAUGUCGACGUCAGAGAGGGCACCACCGCGGUCCUGGAGUGCGUCUGUGUCGCGAAGCCCGAGCCUCAGGUGACGUGGUGCAAGGAGGAGUCGGUUAUUCGAGAAUCCGACCGGAUUCGAAUUGACUACACCGGCGAUAAAUGCGUUCUGCGGAUCUUGGGAGCAAAUUCAGGAGAUGCCGGACUUUAUAAGGUAAAAUACGAGCUCUGAAAUAGUGGUUAAUUUUGUAAAAAUACAUUUUUGCAGAGUCAGGCGACAUUUUAUACGAAAGAAAAAUUUGGCGUAUAAAAUGUCUCCAAAAAACUGAUUGGCCAGAUUUCCAUCAAACUUGGUGCAAAAUCAUGUUACGAGUGGUAAAACCUACAACCAGCCGAGUACAAAUACAUUUUUCGAAGUCAGGCGACAUUUUAUACGAAAGAAAAGGUUUGCGUAUAAAAUUUCUCCAAAAUUUGACCGGCCAGAUUUUCAGCAAACUUGGUGCAGAAUCAUGUUACGAGUGGCAAAACCUAUAACUAGCCACGCAUAAACACAUUUUUUACGACUUCAAGCGACAUUUUAUACGAAAGAAAUAUUUUGCGUAUAAAAUGUCUCCACAAAAGUGUUCGGAUUUUCGGCAAAUUUGAUGCUAAAUAAUAUCACGAGGAGUAAAAUACGAUUGUUUUAUCGUUGGAGACGUAUAAACACAUCAGGUCAAACGACAUUUUAUACGAAAGAAAAAUUUGCGGAUAAAAUGUCACCAAAAAUGAACUGGCCAAAUUUUUUUCAAACUUGGUGCAAAAUCGUAUUAUGAGAGGUAAAAUACGGCCUCAGCUGUAAAAAAUAUAUUUUUUUUACAAAUUCAAGUGACAUUUGAUACGAAAAAAAAUUUUCCCAGAAAUCUUGUUGCGUAUAAAAUGUCCCCAAAUUCCGGCAAAAAUCGGAAAAUGACAUCUUUUUCCGCCAGCUUGUUUCUACAUCUUUCUAUAAUCAAAUUUUCAGGUGAUAGCCAAGAACAUUCAUGGAGAAUCGAUCAAUUUCUGCCGCUUACAAGUUCAAAGUCCUCAGCCAACCGCGCAAUCCGGUCUACCCCCGCAUUUUGAUCCGCCCUUGACCAACCAAGUGGUCGUUGAGGGGGAGCCGGCCACGCUGGAGGUCAAAGCUUUUGGUGAACCGAUUCCAAAAGUCGAGUGGACCUUGAAUAAUAACCAAAUCCAGGAAGAUGGCAAUGUGAAAGUUGGGAAUGAACCCGAUGGAUGGAGUAGGGUCAAAAUUACUAGGUAAGACGUGUUUGUAAUUUAAAAAAUUUGUUUGCGCUGCUGCUGAAAGGGGCUGGGAGUUUACUAGAGUGAUUUUUUAGCGAUAUUUGAGUGUUGGAAAAGCUAAUGAGCAGUAUAUUUACCAUGACCAGUUUGAUGAUCAUGGUGAAUAUUUUGACUUUUGGUUGUUUAACUUUUAACAUAAUUUGAUCUAGUAUAUGCAGGAUAAUUGUUAAGCUGUCCCCAAAUUUAUACCAUUCUGUCCCCAAAUUUCCCCAUUCUGUCCCCAACGACCUGUCCCCAAAUAGGAGUUCGGAAUCUGUCCCCAAAAUAUUCCGAAUAUGUCCCCAGACACAAAAAUUAGUGUAGGGUCCAUGUUUCGGGGUAGUAAUAACACUUCGGGCUAAAAAAUUUGAAAAUUCAAAUUGGUGAUUACGUAAUAAGCAAAAGUUCAAAACUUUUGGGUAAAAAUCGGAUAUAGGGGUAAUCGAGGAUGCUGAUUUUGAAAAUGAUAUUCAUUUUACAUGAUUUUAACUUUUUUCUUAAGUAGUAGUGUAAAGUAGUAACUUUUGAAAAUUUUAGACGAGAUGUCGAUUUAUAGGUAAUCGACACCGCGGAUUUCGAAAACAAUACCAGUUUUUUAUGAUUGUAACUUUUUUCUUAAGUAGUAGUGUAAAGUAGUCACUUUUGAAAAUUUUAGACGAGAUGUCGAUUUAUAGGUAAUCGACACCGCGGAUUUCAAAAACAGUACCAGUUUUUUUUAUGAUUGUAUCUUUUUCCUUAAAUAGUACUGUAAAGUAUUAAUUUUUGAGAUUUUUUGAAUUGGUAGGGUUUAUGGGUGCUGAUUCCAGAAUAAGAUUCCUGAUGAGUUGUGCAUUAAAGUUGUGAUUUCUUUGUUUUUAUUUUAUUUUUUUGAUGAAUCGUUAGCUAAGUACAAGGUUUGUGUUAUUGUUGAUUCAAAAACUGUGUUCAUCUUCUGUAGUUUUUAUUCACUUCCAAUCUGUUGGCAGAAGAAUUUUUGCUCAGAAUUUUCUGUCAAACCUGGCAUAGCGGCAGGCUAUCCCAAGCCAAACAAUUUUAUAGCAGAAAAAUUUCUGUCAAACCCCGCCCAUUUUGGCGCGCUCGAUGAAGAGCAGAAGCAAUACCGUUGAUGACUCGAAGUAAUAAUCGCAUGAAAAACAAUCCUUUUGGAUAAUGAUAAUAGUUUAGCAUUAAAAAAAAAAAAAAAAAAACACAAUAAAAAUUUAAAAUAUUUUACAAAUAUUUUCAACUCCUUCAGGUCCGUGUGAUAUCACCUAAAACAAUAUCUGCCUAAUUGCAAUAAAUCGGUAGAGAAAACGUUGAAACAGCAAAUAACUUGUGUAAAUUUAACCUAUUCUUGUACGGACAACGUCACAAAAUAGUACGGUUGUUUUUUUUUCUUUUUAUGACAAAAAAUUUUUAAAAUAUAACUAUGUUGUCUAAAGAGAAGUAUUUUUAAAUUUCAAAAAGUUUUUUUGCUAAUUUAAGUUCUUUGAGCAACAUCGUGUUAUUAUCCAACAGGAUUGUUUUUCAUGCGAUUAUUACUUCGAGUCAUCAACGGUAUUGCUUCUGCUCUUCAUCGAGCGCGCCAAAAUGGGCGGGGUUUGACAGAAAUUUUUCUGCUAUAAAAUUGUUUGGCUUGGGAUAGCCUGCCGCUAUGCCAGGUUUGACAGAAAAUUCUGAGCAAAAAUUCUUCUGCCAACAGAUUGGAAGUGAAUAAAAACUACAGAAGAUGAACACAGUUUUUGAAUCAACAAUAACACAUACCUUGUACUUAGCUAACGAUUCAUCAAAAAAAUAAAAUAAAAACAAAGAAAUCACAACUUUAAUGCACAACUCAUCAGGAAUCUUAUUCUGGAAUCAGCACCCAUAAACCCUACCAAUUCAAAAAAUCUCAAAAAUUAAUACUUUACAGUACUAUUUAAGGAAAAAGUUACAAUCAUAAAAAAAACUGGUACUGUUUUUGAAAUCCGCGGUGUCGAUUACCUAUAAAUCGACAUCUCGUCUAAAAUUUUCAAAAGUGACUACUUUACACUACUACUUAAGAAAAAAGUCAAAAUCAUGAAGAAUGAAUAUCAUUUUCAAAAUCAGCAUCCUCGAUUACCUAUAACUCGACAUCUCAUCUAAAAUUUUCAAAAAUUACUACUUUACACUACUACUUAAGAAAAAAGUUACAAUCAUAAAAAACUGGUAUUGUUUUCGAAAUCCGCGGUGUCGAUUACCUAUAAAUCGACAUCUCGUCUAAAAUUUUCAAAAGUUACUACUUUACACUACUACUUAAGAAAAAAGUUAAAAUCAUGUAAAAUGAAUAUCAUUUUCAAAAUCAGCAUCCUCGAUUACCCCUAUAUCCGAUUUUUACCCAAAAGUUUUGAACUUUUGCUUAUUACGUAAUCACCAAUUUGAAUUUUCAAAUUUUUUAGCCCGAAGUGUUAUUACUACCCCGAAACAUGGACCCUACACUAAUUUUUGUGUUUGGGGACAUAUUCGGAAUAUUUUGGGGACAGAUUCCGAACUCCUAUUUGGGGACAGGUCGUUGGGGACAGAAUGGGGAAAUUUGGGGACAGAAUGGUAUAAAUUUGGGGACAGCCAUUGCGUUGUCCGUAUAUGCAUUAGGGUCUUGAAUGCCCAUAAGAAUAAUUUAAAGGCUAUUAUUUUCGUCUGGCAGACCUAUGAAUCAAGAUAUUCACCAUGAUAAUUUUGAUGAUCAUGGUGAAUAUUUUGAUUUUUUGGUUGCUUAAAUUUAAACAAAACUUGAUCCGGAGUAUACAGUAAGGCCUUGAAUGUCCGCAGGAGUAAUUAAAAAGCUAUUACUUUUGUCUAGUAAGCCUACGAAUCAAGAUAUUCACCAUGGCCACUUUGAUGGACAUGGUGAAUAUUUUUCAUGUCUGGCGACUAAAAAUCUUGCUUAUAUUGAGUCGGCAGCUACGAUAUGAUCCCUUGAGCUUCUCAGAGAAUUCCGAAGUCUUGAUUAGUUUUCUUUACAGCUUCUAAGUUCCAGAUAUUCACCAUGACCACUUUGAUGAACAUGGUGAAUAUCUUUAAUUUUGGUCAUUCUGAUGGUGACUUGAGUUGAUUUUUAGGAUACAGAAUGACCUCAGCGUUAUUUCUGAGGAGCCUGAACUUCCGGUUCACUUGUUACCCCAGUUAAGUACCAAUAUAUUCACCAUGACCACUAUGAUGAUCAUGGUGAAUAUUUUGGCGUUCUAUUAAUUUAAUGUCAAAGUUUUCGGCCUACUUGAUACCAAAAUGUCUUCACGAGUUCUUGUAGAUUGUGAAGAAGCAGAACUGAAACUGCGGAGCAGCUGUAAUGGCAGUAUAUUCACCAUGUUCACUUUAGUCAUCAUGGAGAAGGUUUUGAUAUCCUAGCUCGCUGAUUUGGCUAUAACUCUGCUGCUAAUGGCUAUCACAACUAAUAAAAAUGUCUUGGAUUUGUAAAACAACCUUUUGAUGAUGUUUCUUGAUGACUAAAAUGAGAUUUUUACCAUUUUUUGCGCAUUGCGGACAAAAAUGUCGCUAAAACUUGUUUUUUUUUUUAUUUUUUCCUUUUUCAUCGACUUUUUUGCAAUUCCAGUGUCCAACACGACAACACCGGCCUCUACGCUGUUCGCGCAAUCAACAAUUCGGGCGAGGCGCGGACCGCCGCCACCCUAAACUUGAUCCCGCAGCCCAGACCAAGUCAGGUCCAUCAUCAACAAAGCCAGCAGUCCAUCACGCGCCGCAGCUCCUCCCCACGCACCGAACACUACAACCAAGAGAAACAGAUCCUCAUCCAGCAGUUGCAAAAGGUCCACCAGGACUACCACAGCAACUACAGCAGCACGGAGCGCGCAACGCCCACCUCGUUGCACAAGACCCAGUCCGCGUACGAGAACCGCUUCCCGCAGCCGGAGGACUGCACCGAUUUCGGGUUCAGCUCGCUGGCGAACGCGCCGCAGUUCAUUCGACCAUUCCAGGAGGAGUAUACGGUAAAUGAGGGGGAGAAGAUCCAACUGGACUGCUUGAUGGUGGGAAAUCCAAGGCCCAAAGUCCAGUGGUUCUUCAACGAUCGCCCGAUCAAGUCAAAUUGGCAAUUUGCGGAGGUGAGAUGGGGGUUAUGAAAAAUUUUGAGAUUUUUUGAGAGGAAAAUUUUGAAAUUUUUUGAAAUUUUUGAAAAUGAAAAAUUUUGAAAAAGUUUGCAAAUGAGAAAAUUUUUUGAAGAAAAAAAUUUUUUUUGAUUUUUUUUCAAAAACAAAAAAUCUUGAAUCAAAAACAUCAUCUAUGUUUAUUUUUCCACCCCAUUUUCAGUUCCCCAACAUUGGCGACACCUAUUACAUUUCGUUUGCCCCGGCCAAGCUGGAAAACGCCGGCUACUACCGAAUUGUCGCCGAAAAUGUGCGAGGAAGGACCGAAUCGACUACGCUGAUCCAUAUUCGACCCAAAUCUAUGAUCCCACCGCCAUCUAGAAAGGUAAAAAAAAAUUUUUUUAAUGCACAGUGCAAAUUAAAAAAAAAAAUUUUUUUGCACCGUGCGGUAGAUUUCAAAAUCUUGAGAAAAUUUUUUGUGGCUUUCUUGUCGUCUAAAUCAUCUUCUUUUUUAUUUUUUUAUUUCUAAACUUGUCCGCACAGUGCAGUGAAAAAAUCAGUUUCGACCGCACUGUGCGUAUUUUUAACAAAUUUCAAUUGCACAGUGCGGAACAGUGCAGAACUAGUAAAAAUCUUUUAGAUCGAGAAUUUGUGGCCAAACACAUUAUUCUGACAUUUUUUGAAAUUUCCCAAUGUAUUCAGCACAGUGCAAGAAGAAAAACUUUUUUGACUGCACAGUGCGUAUUUUCAAGAAAUCUCGAUUUCACAGUGCGGAAUAGUGAAAAAUGAGCAAAAAUGUUUUAGAUCGAUGACAUAUGGCUAGAUACGUUGUACUAACAGGUUUUGUAUUUUCUCAAUAUAUCCCGCACUGUGCAAGAAGCAAAACUUUUUUCACCGCACAGUGCAGAAUAUCAAGGAGGAUUACUGCACUGUGCGGCCAAAUCUAACGUUUGUAAUAUUGUUUUUUAAUGCGUUUAGUGCUUAUUGUCGUAUUUUACUAUCAAAUUAAGCCCUAAUUGUGUCUAUUUCAGACUCCUCAACGAUUUAUUCAAAAAGAUUUCGGAGCCACCGACUACGCUCCAAGUCCGACGUAUUAUUCCGAUCGUGGUUCUACCUCGUCGCCAGCUCGUCGCAUUAUGAGUCAGUCUGCCUAUCAGCCUCGGGAUCAUGGCCCGUACGAGCGAUUCGCACAGUCACAAAGCCCCCAAUAUUACACUACCGAGGAGAGAUACCAAAACGAAGAAAUCGUAUAUUCGCCAUCCUCUCAGGGGUAUCCGCAACAAAUCGUUGAUAGUCAAAGGUAUCCUCAGUCUAGUCCAGGGCCACAGAGAGUCGGCGGAGGCUAUAUUGGAGUGCCAGGGCAUCAAAAUAUACAUCAUGUUCAUCAAAGUGGUCAUGAUGAAUAUACUGCUCAUAGAGCCGGGUCUGAAGGUCGUUUUGGCUCGCCUGCAACACAGAGGUUUUCGCAAGGCCAGAACGUUGCAAAUUAUCCUGUCCAAGGGGGAAUUCGAGCGCUAGGACAUCAAAAUAUUCAUCAUGUUCAGCAAGAUGGUCAUGGUGAAUAUAUUGGUCAUGGAGUUCAAACUGAAGGCCAAUUCGUUCCUCCAGGAAGUCAGAGAUACUCUCAAGAUCGUAUCGUGUCCAACCAAUCGUAUGAUCAAGUGUUCUCGCCAAGUUAUCCACAGGAAUUCGCGAAAUUCGAAGAGCCCAACUACUCUCAACAAGAAUACCAAGAAUACCAGCAAAGCUACGAGCAAGACGAGUUAGACCUUGCUCGGCGUUCCUCGGACGCCCAACCCCCGCAUUUCAUCCAAACCCUACAAUCGUAUGUCGCCAGUAUUGGGGAGAAUGUUCAGUUCGACGCAAUUGUCACCGCCAAUCCCGAGCCCGAAAUUGUCUGGACAAAAGAUGGGCAUUUGAUCGACCAAAAAGUCUCGCCUCAUCUGCAAUUCGUCCAACAAGGAGAGCACAUCGCGUUGAUUGUGAAUAACGCUCAGCCUGAGGAUUGCGGGAAGUACAUGUGCUCGGUUCGGAAUGUCCUUGGAGUCGCUACAAGUAGCGCGCAAUUUGUCGUGAGACGUGAGUUACUAUAAGUUACAGUAAUCUCUGAUCUUUUUUAUUGGUGAAAUAAGAUUAGAACUCUUCAAAUCACUGAAAAGUUUUGUUAUAAUAGUAAAAAAAAAAAUUUUGCUGCACUGUGCAAAAAAUUGAAAAAAUUUCUGCACUGUGCGAAAUUUCAAAAAAUUUCUUUUUUAUAAAGAUGAAGCUGUCAGAUGAAAUAAAAAUCCACUUCAUAUGAUUAAUCGAGCUCUUGAUUUGACAUUUUUUACAUUACCAAUAGACUUUGAAUAUCCUGCACCGUGCAAGAGACCAAUCUUUUUUGACCGCACAGUGCAGAAUUUCGAAAAAUGUCAAUUGCACAGUGCGAAAUUUAAAAAAUCGCUCUUUCAUAGGUAUAAAAUUGAUAUAUGGAUGGAAAAUAUAUUUCCUAUGAUAAAUUGAGCUCUUGAUUUUACAUUUUUCACAUUGUCAAUAGUUUUUAUUAACCCUGCACGGUGCAAAAAACCAUUUAUUUUGACUGCACUGUGCAAAAUUUCAAAAAAUGUCAAUUGCACAGUGCAGUAAAUAGCAAAAUGGUAAAAUAAUUUUUCCUAGGGAUCUUACGGUCUUUCUUUUUAUGGGCAUACCACAGUAAAAUUUUCAAAGUCAUCUGCACUGUGCAAAAACCCUAAAAAUUCUGGAACGCACAGUGCAGUAGAAAAAAUUCCAUAUAAAAUCCCAAAACUCAAAGAAAUUGUUGUGAAAAUGUUUAUAACUCGAUUUUCAGCCAAUACUGUCGCACCAGACUUUAUUCAACGGCUGAUUAGCGAGGAAGUUGCCGAAGGCCAGCCACUUCGAUGGACUGUAAAAACAACUGGCGACCCUGAGCCACAUGUGGUCUGGUUGAGGAACGGAGAACCAAUUCCGAACUGUCCAGAAGUCCAGUUGAUCACGGUAAGAAAAAAAAUCAAAAAAUCGGGAGUUCAAAAAAAUUUUUUUCUGAAAAAAAAUUAAUUUUUUUUUUUGCUUGAAAAUGAAAAAUUGCGUUUUGAGAUGCGACAAAAUUCCAAAUUUUUGCCAGUUUAGGUACUAAUUUGGUCAUCACGACAAGUUUUUUGAUCUUUUUGAAAUUUUGUAUGGCUAAAAAAUCUCAUUUUUAAUGAUGACGUCAUAAUUUUUUUUGUCAAAAAUGGACCAAAAAAUGCGUCAUGAUGACAUAUUUUUUUGAUUUUUUUUAAAAACCCCAAUUUUCCCUCAAAAAAAUCAAAAAAUCCCGUUUUGAGCACAAAUUUUUAAUGAUGACGUCAUAUUUUUUGUCAAAUAUAGACCUAAAAAUUUGUCAUGAUAACAAAUUUUUGUUUAAAUUCCUCCAAAACCCCCAAUUUUUCAACAAAAAAUCCCGUUUUGAGUUCAAAUUUUUAAUGAUGACGUCAUAUUUUCUUUUGCCAAAUAUAGACCUAAAAAUUUGUCAUGAUGACAAAUUUUUUGUUUAAAUUCCUCCAAAACCCUCAAUUUUUCAACAAAAAAAUCAAAAAAUCCCGUUUUGAGUACAAAUUUUUAAUGAUCACGUCAUAAUUUCUUUUGUCAAAUAUAGACGAAAAAAUUUGUCAUGAUGAGAUAUUUUUGGAAUUUUUCAAUUCCUCUAACCCCCCAAUUUUUCCUCGAAAAAGUCAAAUAAUCCCGUUCCAGGAGGGUCCCGGCGUGCAUUCCCUCUUCAUUCCGGCCGUGGAACAAGCGGACGGCGGCCAAUUCACCUGCGUCGCCGAAAACGUGGCGGGCGAGGCGCGCUCCACCGCCGACCUGGUGGUGCGGCCGGCCGGCUCCGAGCCCGGCGCCUACUUUCACAUAACGAAGGUCACGCAGGAGAAGCGAGUCAAUGGCGAGGAUGUGGCUCAAAGCGAGACGUUCGCGAUCGAAUCUCCAAAGUAG
Bursaphelenchus xylophilus (pine wood nematode) is the source of this 19209-nucleotide messenger RNA. Lineage: Eukaryota; Metazoa; Nematoda; Chromadorea; Rhabditida; Aphelenchoididae. The record is from the annotation of a GenBank genome assembly.